CUGGUCAGUUUCGUUUUCUCUGUAUUCGUGAAUCAUUCAUCCUGCUCCUUCUGCAGACACACACCAGGUCCUGAAGGCCGUGUAGAGUCAUGAACUCCAACCUGACAAGUGUCCAGCAGAGGGCGCUGUGCAGUGAGCUGGAAGGAAGAGUGAAGCUGAAGCUGCUCUUUAAAGCUUCCAUCCACGGCUUCACUGGAGCAGCGUUCCAUCAGCGCUGUGACGCCCGAGGACCCUCCAUCUCUGUGGGAUACAACAGCUCCGGACACGUGUUCGGAGGGUACACCAGCGCCCCCUUCAGUCAGACUGGUCAAUAUGUCAACGACCAGAAGGCGUUUCUCUUUACCUUUAAAGGAGAUGCUCUGCUCAAAUAUCCCACCACCUACAGUAACUAUGCUGUCAAAAUGGCCGGUAACUCAGGGCCAUAUUUUGGAGAAAGUUUGAUUCUGAUGAAUGGAGGCGCUGCUGUUCACAGUAAUCCAGGACAAUACUACACGGCCUUCACUCCUGCAGAAAUGCACGGCAACGACCUUCAGCUGAUCGAGUGUGAGGUGUACCAGGUGGAAGAGAGCGAGGAGCUGGAGAAGCCCUGGAGGCCAGUGGUUUGGCUCUCAGAGAGGAGGCAGAAGCUCAUGGACAGUGUCUCCACGUACAAGCCCCUCUGCAGCUCCGUGUCCCGGGUGAGAGUGCUGCUCGUGGGGCCCGUGGGCGCCGGAAAGUCCAGCUUCUUCAACUCCAUUAACUCUGUGUUCAGAGGUCAUGUGACCAGCCAGGCCAUGGCAGGAUGCAGCGCCACCAGCCUCACCACACAGUUCCGCACAUACUCCGUAAAAGCCGGACGCGAUGGAAAGCCGCUGCCAAUCGUCCUGUGUGACACCAUGGGAUUGGAGGAGAGCACGGGGGCGGGGCUUGAUAUCGAUGACAUCAGCAGCAUCCUCAAAGGCCACAUGCCAAACUGUUACCAGUUCAAUGCGUCUGCUCCUCUUCACUCCGAGUCCCAUGGCUAUCGUGCGUCUCCUGAGCUCAAAGACAAGAUCCACUGUGUGGUCUUUGUCCUGGACGCCUGUAAGAUCUCCAUCAUGCCCGAGAAGCUGGAGGCUAAACUCACCGCCGUGCGCCGCAAAGCCAACCUGCUGGGGAUCCCUCAGCUGGCCCUAGUCACCAAAGUGGACGAGGCCUGUCCUAUAGUGAAGGACGACCUGACCAGCGUCUACAAGAGCCCAUACAUCAAGGAUCUGAUGCAGGACGCCAGUGCUCGCCUGGGCCUCCCUUUGUCCUGUGUCCUUCCUCUUAAGAACUACAGUGAGGAGCUGGAGCUGCAUGUGCCAGUGGACAUCCUGGUACUUUCAGCUCUGCUGCAGAUUCUACGAUUCGCCGAUAACUACUUCGACGACGUGACCGACCGCGCCAACAACUGUGACACCAAGUAACCGCCUUAUACCAGAAAGUGCACUCCAAAACUGUUAUGGUUAGCUUGUGUUGCUAUAAACAUCCCUUUUUGUAGUAGUAGUAGUAGUAGUAAUAGUAGUAGUAGUUGUUGUUAUUGGGUCAUUUGCAGUGCAACAAUGCUUGACAAUACUCCAUAAAUAUAUAAAACUGUAAGUGACUGACAGCGCUCUGAAGUGGUAGGGACUUAGCACAGAGAGCAAAAGGAGACUGGAGUAGGGUUAGCGUGCCACUAGCCCCGCCGUUAUGACAUCACUGUUCAGUAUCAAACGUCGUGAGACACAAACGGUUUGAGCUUGAGUUUAUUGAGUUGGAUCUGUUCAUUCAAUGGUCUGAUCACAUAAACAUGACACCAAACGACUGUUAAAUCUCGUUAAAAUAAAAUAAAGACAUACAAAUUG
This is a messenger RNA of Periophthalmus magnuspinnatus, 1844 nucleotides long. RefSeq names its product interferon-induced protein 44-like. The record is from RefSeq and is a predicted model, not a curated record. NCBI's taxonomy places the organism in Eukaryota, Metazoa, Chordata, Actinopteri, Gobiiformes, Gobiidae. The transcript has 8 exons. Gene Ontology annotation, molecular function: GTP binding. The coding region runs from base 90 to 1427 and encodes 445 amino acids.